CCUCCUUCACUCACUGAAAGACCGUGUUCUCAACAACGAGCAGUGUCAUGAUGAUGGUGCUGUGGAUUACUUUGCUCUUUCUUCAUCAAGGAUAUUCUUUGGUUCCAAUGAAAAUCGUUCAGCUUGGUGAACCAGCAACGUUAACAUGUGCUUUACCCAGCAAUAAAGAGCUCAGCACUUUGGAAGUCCACUGGUACAAGCAGAGUAUCGGGGAUGAGCUCAAACUGAUUUCAACACUGUAUGGAACUACACCACCUCAGUAUGGUCAAGAAAUAUUUAGAUCAAGAUAUGACGCAUGUAAUAAAAAAACAUUUAGCAAUCUGACCAUUUUGAAGACAGUCCAAGAGGAUGAAGGAAUCUAUCACUGUGGAAUCAUUGAAUGGCUUAAUCCUGAAUGGAGUGGGACAUAUUUGUUAGUAAAAGGAAACACUCAGAGGGCAUCAAACUAUACUGUCGUUCAGUGGCCAGCUGUAUCAGAUCCAGUCAAUCCAGCAGACACAACAGCUCUCCAGUGUUCAGUUUUCUCUGACUCUGACAACAACACAUAUGCACGGGAUCGUGAUAUGUUCUGGUUCAGAGCUGGUUCAGACAAAUCUCAUCCUAGCAUCAUCUACACUGGCAGAAAGAGAAGCAAUGAAUGUGAAAAACCAUCUGACCUUCAGAAUAGCUGUGUUUAUCGCUUCUCUAAGAACAUCAGCUCCUCUGAUGAAGGGACUUACUAUUGUGCUGUGGCCACAUGUGGGGAGAUAUUAUUUGGAAAUGGAACCGAUCUGAAAGCUGUGGAAAAAACACAGUCGGCAUUUAUUCAACUGGCCUUAAUAAUAGUGUGUUUGGUCAUUUCUGUCACUGGAAAUGUUUUCCUCAUCUGCAACCAAAGAAUACAAAAUAAAGAGCUGCAGUAUAAGGAUGAAAGAGCCACGUGUGGCUCUGGAGCCGAGGGUUGCAGACCCCUGGGCUAG
Maylandia zebra (zebra mbuna) is the source of this 959-nucleotide messenger RNA. Lineage: Eukaryota; Metazoa; Chordata; Actinopteri; Cichliformes; Cichlidae. The record is from RefSeq and is a predicted model, not a curated record.